Messenger RNA from Eubalaena glacialis (North Atlantic right whale), 1743 nucleotides. RefSeq lists its product as uncharacterized. The record is from RefSeq and is a predicted model, not a curated record. Lineage: Eukaryota; Metazoa; Chordata; Mammalia; Artiodactyla; Balaenidae. The transcript is spliced from 7 exons. Bases 1 to 1686 code for a protein of 561 amino acids.
AUGCAGAGGCUCCCGCCGUGGCUCUUCCCUGGUCUCCCGAAAGCAGGCACCAGGCGCGGCUUCUCCGCUGGGCCGGGGCUGCUGCAGGGGCCGGGUGCUGGGUGCUCUGAGGCUCCAGAUGACACGUGUCAGGACCCGCACACCCUCAGCAGAGGGAGGACGAACAGAAGAGCCGGGCGUCGGAGCCGCGAGCCCGGCGGGCUGGGCGCCCCGUCUGUGGCCAGCCUGCCUGCACGGGCCCAGUGUCCUGGCGGCCAGGGGAAGGGGCCCGAAGUCGCCGUCGACAGAUCGGCGCUGCAGUCCCAGCGCCCCUCAGAGCUGGCCCUCAGCUCUCAGCAGGGGGCGCCGCUGCCUCGCGGAAGGGUCCCUCCGGGCAUCAUCCGGCAGGGAGGGGCUGACGCGGGCGUCGCUGUGCCGUGUGCCUGGCGUGCUGCAGGCGUGCGGGAGCUCGGGACUCGGGCGGCACCUGGCAGCUCGUCUGUGGGCUCAGCAGACGCCUCCCAGAUAAAGGAAGGGAUGGAUCCCGCCAAGCAUGGGGGUGACUUGCCCCGCUCCACCCGGCCGGCACUGUGUGUCCUGCAACCUUCCGUCUUUGCCGAGCCCGCACGGGACCCUCAGAGGCCUUGGGCGGGUCUCGCCAGCGCAGGUCUGCUUUCCUUUCGCCGUCCACGGCGAGUGUCAGCUGCACACCCCUUCCGCGUGGGAUGGGCCGUCCCCACCUCGCUCUGCUGCCCCGCGCCCACCAGGUCGCUUAGCACAGGAUCUGCGGAGGCGCGGGGACUUGGGGACCCCUCCCCACGUCACCCCGCUGCCGGUGGCCAGUCCAGGGUGGAACCCGCAGCCUGGCGCCGGUGUCAGCACCUUCCCUGCCCCGCGCGGCCUCCCAGGGGAGACAGCCCCAGCGUGUGGCCCUGGCACCUGGACAGCCUUUUGCCAAAAUCCACUGUACUUUCCAAAGCGUAUUUUCUGCUGAGCUGCAGCUCCAGUGUCCCUGUGCGUCAGAGCAGUGGGGCAGCGUGGGCUCCCAGCGAGGGCAGGCGCUUACCCAGCAGAGCUGGCAGGCAGGCCUCGAGGGGCGGAAACGAGUCACCCAGCAGCAGACAAAUACAUCACAGGCACCGUGGUUUGGAUCACUCACAGUUUGGAAGUGGAGCCCCGCUGGUGUGCGUAUCCAGCGCUCUGGGAAGCAGCUCUCACAGUGAGAGAAGACUCGAAACCUUCGCUGGAGUCACUGCAAAUGACAAGCGUCCUCCAGGACAGGCUUCCUGCCUCCGCCUCACAUCAGCUUCCUCAGCACCCCGCCCAGCCUCGGAGCCCACACCUGCCGGCCCCCUGGACCCCACAGGCUUUCCCCGACACGCGGGUUUUCCUGCGUUCAUUCACAGGCACCCGCUGACCACAGCCGUGUGUGCGUCGGUCCUGGGAGGACAGGGCCCCGUCCCCAGCCCCCUGCCCAGUGGGACCUUAGCUGUGGCCUCACUCCCAGCCCUAGCAUCCAGCCCCCUAAGAUCAGAGGCGGCUCUGCAGCCCCGCCUGCGCGUGAUAAGCGCGUGGCCGUGGUCUCUGCUGGAGGGUGACCGUCCCCCAAGUCAGCCCUGUGACGGAGGUGGGCGCCGCGGAGGUGUAAUCUCAUGGGGCUGCUCGCACCUCCUUCUUUCCGUGGACUCAAGCCCUUGGCAGGAGUGAGCUCGCCUCGACCUUGUGGUGGGCACCACCUCGUCGCAGGGGCCCUGCUCCCCCUCA